This is a messenger RNA of Lolium rigidum, 1737 nucleotides long. Its product is annotated as 26S proteasome non-ATPase regulatory subunit 11 homolog. The record is from RefSeq and is a predicted model, not a curated record. Gene Ontology annotation, biological process: ubiquitin-dependent protein catabolic process. Gene Ontology annotation, molecular function: protein binding; structural molecule activity. Bases 165 to 1445 code for a protein of 426 amino acids. Gene Ontology annotation, cellular component: proteasome regulatory particle, lid subcomplex. Lineage: Eukaryota; Viridiplantae; Streptophyta; Magnoliopsida; Poales; Poaceae. The transcript is spliced from 2 exons.
UUUCUUCUUCCUCUCCAAGUCCCAACUCGUGGAGUCCAACGCCGCGGCUCCUCACCGAUCCCGGCCGCCCAACCCACUCCGAACCCUCCGCUUCCCACGCGCAUCGCCGCCAUCGCCGUUCCCGUUCCUCCUUCCUGCUGGGUUUUUCAGUUAAGGGUGUGAUCAUGUCUUCUUCAAUGGAGUCAACAUACCUUCCUGCUACUACUGAGUCAAUUGCAAAAGCUCAGGAGGCUAAGGAUGCUUCAGCGUCGAUUUCAAUCCUUUACCGUGUGAUUCAAGACCCGUCUUCUUCUCCAGAUGCACUGAGAACAAAAGAGCUUGCGAUUACUAACCUUACAAACUACCUCGCUAAAGAGAACCGAGCUGAGGAUCUGCGGAAUCUUUUGACCCAGCUCAGGCCAUUUUUCUCACUGAUUCCCAAGGCCAAGACUGCAAAAAUUGUCCGUGGAGUCAUUGAUGCUGUCGCCAAGAUUCCUGGAACAUCUGAUCUUCAGAUCUCACUCUGCAAGGAGAUGGUGGAAUGGACCCGUGCAGAGAAACGGACGUUCCUUAGGCAGCGUGUGGAGUCAAGGUUAGCGGCCCUUCUAUUAGAGAAUCGGGAGUACACUGAAGCCCUUACCCUCCUUACUGGUCUUAUCAAGGAAGUCAGGAGACUUGAUGACAAGUUGCUUCUUGUGGACAUUGACCUAUUGGAAAGCAAACUCCACUUCUCUCUGAGAAACCUGCCGAAGGCCAAAGCUUCAUUGACCGCUGCAAGAACAGCGGCUAAUGCCAUUUAUGUUCCACCAGCUCAGCAGGGCACUAUUGAUCUGCAGAGUGGAAUCCUUCACGCUGAGGAGAAGGAUUACAAAACUGCUUACAGCUACUUCUUUGAAGCAUUUGAGGCUUUCAAUGCACUGGAGGACCCAAGAGCUAUCUUCAGCUUGAAGUAUAUGCUCUUGUGCAAGAUAAUGGUUAACCAGGCUGAUGAUGUGGCUGGAAUAAUUUCAUCUAAGGCUAGCCUGAAGUAUGUGGGUCCUGAUGUUGAUGCCAUGAAAGCUGUAGCGGAUGCCUACUCUAAAAGAUCUCUCAAGUAUUUUGAAACCGCCCUUCGUGAUUAUAAAGCUCAGCUUGAGGAGGAUCCUAUUGUUCACAGGCAUCUUUCAUCACUGUAUGAUACCCUGCUGGAGCAGAAUCUCUGCAGGUUGAUUGAGCCAUACUCAAAAGUGGAGAUUGAGCAUAUCGCACAGAUGAUUGAAUUGCCCAUUGAUCAUGUUGAGAAGAAGUUGUCACAGAUGAUCCUUGACAAGAAAUUUGCUGGUACUCUGGAUCAAGGUGCUGGUUGCCUCAUUAUCUUUGAGGAACUCACAACCGAGGCUAUCUUCCCUGCUACACUCGAAACUAUUUCAAACGUUGGGAAGGUUGUGGACAGCCUUUACAUGAGGUCCGCGAAGAUCAUGGCUUGAAGUGCAGUAUUCGCGUGAUAGUUUAUCUGUUGAAUAUGAUUUUAUCUUGUUACAUUGAGUCUUCCAAGACACCUAAUCCUGUAUGUCAACACUUUAUUCUGCAUGUAUUUUAGUCUACCUUGACAACAGGAUAAUGUGUUGUUUCAGUGUGGUUGACGUGUAGCCGUGUACUUCCUUUUUCUACCUUGAUGAAGUUCGGCCUUAGGCCCUUCGAAAAAUAGUUGGUCCAACUAUAAAACCGAGUUAUGCUACUGCUACAUUUUUUUUAACGAUUGUCCAUUAACUUGUUUUU